Molecule: messenger RNA, 582 nt
Organism: Helobdella robusta
Lineage: Eukaryota; Metazoa; Annelida; Clitellata; Rhynchobdellida; Glossiphoniidae
Exons: 5
Coding region: 1-582 (193 amino acids)
Source: RefSeq, a predicted model, not a curated record
AUGGCAGAAUCAGAAGAAAUUCAGCGUCAUUUGAGAGAAAAAACAGGGAGGUUUAUAUUAAAAGCACCCACAAAUUUAAAAUCAGAAAUCUGGCAGAAAUUUCACAUGGUUUUUCAAAAAAAGGAAAAUGAUGAUAGCGAAAUUCCUGUGAAUUACUAUUGUGCUUGUAUUAAGUGCAAUAAGAUUUCAGCCGAAGAGAAAAAAUUUAAACGCAACUUGAUGGCUGAUCUGGAUGUUUGGAUGAUGACAGAGUUGGAUCUUGUUGCUAACAAGAUGCGUCAGCGCAGACAUGCUGCUGGAACGGAGUCGAGAGUUGCUGGUACAUCAGCACAGCAGGAUGUUGAAGAUGAUUACACUCAGCCAACCAAGAAAGCACGCUUUGAUCCUUUUGCUGACAUUCAGAGCUUUCUUACUGGCAAGACAAUAGCAAAGACUUUAUACUUCUUUCAAAUGUUGCCAGACGAGUGUUAUGCAUCUCUGCCAGUUCAGCACAAUCUGAAAGAGAUUUCAGUUCAGUUGGUCGCACAGUCACAGAUGCUCGAUCCAGUCUGUCGGCACGAAAAGUUGAAGAACUGGAAUUAA